UUGGUAUCAACAUAUAUCAGAUGAAAAAAAAUCUUAAAGAAUCUAUGUGACUAUUCCCUGAUUUUGACCUUUUUUGCUUUGUCUUCUGUAGCCUCCAAAGUGAGAAGGUAUACUACCUACAGAAGAACCCCAAUCAGCUCCUGGACAUGCUGGGGAAGCUGUUUGCAUUUUCUUUCAUCUGGAGUAUUGGAGGUAUGUUCAAGCUCCAGGAGGAUGCUGAUGAUUACGACAUGAUCAGGCGGGGCCAGGACAAGGGGGAGAGGGAUGCCAAUAUCUGUAAUGAGUGUGAUAACUUCAUGCAUGAGUUAUUUGAAGUGGAACCACCACUUGGAGAAUCUGGAGUUGGCAAGUCGGCCAUUAUUAACCACAUGUUAGGCAGACUGGGAUAAGAUGUGCAACAUCCACUUAGAGUGGCACCGUGCUGGGUCAGAUCCUCAGCUACUCAGACAAGACCAACACGCUACUGGAGAGUAUCUCAAAACUCACAGAAAUGGACAACAAUGACUAGUCCAAAUGUAUCAACGUCCUUCUGGGAACAGCCAAACCUAAAAGUUCUGCUGGAGUGAUCAGUUUUAUGUUUCAGUUCUCAGCUCAGACGACAGCAGCUAGACUUAAGGCUCACAUCAUGCACAAACUCAUCAAGAAGGGCAGGGACACUGGGGACUCCCUGGGGGAAAAAGGUGCUGGUGUUUGUGGAUGAUUUGAACAUGCCGGCCGCUGAGGUAUAUGGAGCCCAGCCACCCCUAGAGUUACUGAUGCAGUUCUUGGAACUUGGUGGAUUUUAUCAUGCUGGGAAAGCUCAUCUUGUAUGGGAGGAUAUUUAUGACGUCCAUGUGGUGGCAGCCUGUGGACCACUAGGUGGAGGCAGGAACCCCAUCCGUUCAAGGCUCCUAAAACACUUCAGGUCAGGCAGCUUUCUAACUCUGAAUGUAUAAUAUCUAAAUCCCCUCUAGACCAUCUCUCAGUUUAGAAUUGGUGUUGAAUAUG
Molecule: messenger RNA, 987 nt
Organism: Saccostrea cuccullata (small rock oyster)
Lineage: Eukaryota; Metazoa; Mollusca; Bivalvia; Ostreida; Ostreidae
Product: dynein axonemal heavy chain 6-like
Exons: 3
Coding region: 708-935 (75 amino acids)
Source: RefSeq, a predicted model, not a curated record